Molecule: messenger RNA, 2601 nt
Organism: Salvelinus namaycush (lake trout)
Lineage: Eukaryota; Metazoa; Chordata; Actinopteri; Salmoniformes; Salmonidae
Product: B-cell lymphoma/leukemia 11B-like
Biological process (GO): positive regulation of transcription by RNA polymerase II
Cellular component (GO): nucleus
Molecular function (GO): RNA polymerase II cis-regulatory region sequence-specific DNA binding; DNA-binding transcription factor activity
Source: RefSeq, a predicted model, not a curated record
AUGGAGCAUCCUGGAAACAUGGAGCAUCCUGGAAACAUGGAGCAUCCUGGAGCAUCCUGGAAACAUGGAGCAUCCUGGAAACAUGGAGCAUCCUGGAGCAUCCUGGAAACAUGGAGCAUCCUGGAGCAUCCUGGAAACAUGGAGUAUCCUGGAGCAUCCUGGAAACAUGGAGCAUCCUGGAAACAUGGAGCAUCCUGGAGCAUCCUGGAAACAUGGAGCAUCCUGGAAACAUGGACGGCGGAGGCUGACCAUGUGGACGGCGGACUGUCCGUGUCUGACUCCUUCACCCUCCCUCACCCUCACCCCCUGUUGUCCCACCCGGCCCUGCUGGACCCCAGCCUAUCAAACAGCUUGGCCAUGGGUCUGGUCGACCACGACCUGCUCACCUGUGGCCAGUGUCAGAUGAACUUUCCCCUGGGAGACAUCCUGCUCUUCAUCGAGCACAAGAAGAAGCAGUGCCAGACCCCACUGCAAGGCCACGGCUGCAGACACAAGAUGGCCGCUGACCGCAGCAGCCCCUCCCCGCCCCACCAGCAGCAGCAGAACCAGGGUCGCCACGGCCACUGCCAGCUGAGGAAAGUGGUGGAACCGGUGGAAAUCGGAAUCCAGGUGACACCGGAGGACGAGAGGCUGAUGGUGACGCCGACCAAAGGAAUUUGCCCCAAGCAGGAGAGCGUCCUGGCUGGCAGGGACGAGCCUUCAAGCUACAUCUGCACCACGUGUAAGCAGCCCUUCCCCAGUGCCUGGUUCCUCCUGCAGCAUGCCCAGAACAGCCAUGGCAUCCGCAUCUACCUGGAGUCCAACCCCUCCAGCUCGUCGCUCACCCCCCGCAUCACCAUCCCCGGGCCCCCCAUGGGCCAGGACUCCAUCCCCCAGUCCCCCCUCACCAACUUUCUGGGAGAGAACAACCCCUUCCACCUGUUGAGGAUGACUGGGCCCCUGCUCCGGGAGCCCCCACCAGGCUUCAUGGAGAACCGCGGAGGCCUUCCCAACACGCCGCCCUUCGUCAGCCCCUCACCCCGCCACCACCUGGACCCCCACCGGCUGGAACGCCUUAGUGCCGAGGAAAUGGGGCUCAUCUCCCAGCACCCCAGUGCCUUUGAGAGGGUGAUGCGGCUGACGCCCAUGGCCAUCGAGGCCCAAUCCAUGGACUUCUCCAGGCGGCUCAGGGAGCUGGCGGGGAGCAAUAACGUGGCCACACCUCCUCUUUCGCCCAGCCGGGCCAACCCUAUGCACCGCCUGCUCAACCCCAACCCCUUCCAGCCAAGCCCCAAGUCACCCUUUCUCAGCACCCCGCCCCUGCCGGCCAUGCCCCCCAACAGCACCACCCCGCCCCAGACACAGGCCAAGAGCAAGUCAUGCGAGUUCUGCGGGAAGAGCUUCAAGUUCCAGAGCAACCUGGUGGUCCACCGGCGGAGCCACACCGGGGAGAAGCCCUAUAAGUGUCAGCUAUGCGACCAUGCCUGCUCCCAGGCCAGCAAGCUGAAGAGACACAUGAAGACACACAUGCACAAAUCUGGCUCCAUGACAGGGAGGUCUGACGAUGGGCUUUCCACCACCAGCUCCCCCGAGCCGGGCACCAGCGAAGUGACCGGAGAAGGCAUGAAGAACAGAGAGGGAGACUUCAGGGGGGAGGGUGAAGAGGAGGAAGAGGAAGAGGAUGAAGAGGAGAUGGAGAACGAGAGCAGGCCAGAGUCAAACUUCAGCAUGGACAACAUGGAGUUCUACCGUAACCGUGAGAACGGCUCCAAGCCGCCGCCAGACGAGAAGAACUCUCUCUCCCUGGGUAAGAUGGUGGAGAAUGUGGGCCUGAGCACUAUACAGCAGUACAAUAACUUGAUAGUCGACAAUCGUAAAAAUCGGAUGCCCUUCUCUAAGAAGGGGUCCGACGGGCAGCGGGACACUGGGGAUGAGGACUCUGUGGUGGGAGAGAUGGAGAGGGAGCACCAUCACCACCAGAUGGAAAGGGAUCACCAGAGGCCCACUGUCAACGGCAGGAACUGUGGCUCCGGCAACUCUUUCUCAAGCCUUUUCCCCCGCAAGCCCACACCCAUCACCAGCCCUAGCCUGUCCAACUCUUCCAACAAGAGGAUCAAGAUUGAGAAGGAUCUGGACAUGCCCCCGGCACCAAUCAUCCCCUCUGAGAACGUCUACUCCCAGUGGCUGGUGGGUUACGCCGCCUCACGACACUUCAUCAAAGACCCUUUCCUGGGCUUCACCGACUCCAGACAAUCUCCCUUCGGCACCUCCUCUGAGCACUCGUCUGAGAACGGCAGCCUGCGCUUCUCCACGCCUCCUGGGGACCUCCUGGAUGGCGGCCUGUCGGGGCGCAGCGGCACAGCCAGCGGGGGCAGCACCCCUCACCUGGGGGGAAUGGGAUCCGGCCGGCCCGGCUCCAAGGAGAGCCGACGGAGCGACACCUGCGAGUACUGCGGCAAGGUGUUCAAGAACUGCAGCAACUUGACAGUGCACCGGCGCAGCCACACGGGAGAGAGGCCCUACAAGUGCGAGCUGUGCAACUACGCCUGCGCCCAGAGCUCCAAGCUCACACGCCACAUGAAGACCCACGGGCAGAUGGGGCUCCCUGUGAUGUGUAGUUGA